Molecule: messenger RNA, 1990 nt
Organism: Poecilia latipinna (sailfin molly)
Lineage: Eukaryota; Metazoa; Chordata; Actinopteri; Cyprinodontiformes; Poeciliidae
Exons: 12
Coding region: 86-1432 (448 amino acids)
Molecular function (GO): GTPase activity
Source: RefSeq, a predicted model, not a curated record
UGAAUGUGCGUGUGCAACCCUGAAACCUUUCCCCCUCUGGAAACUGCAAGGAGACCCACGGUUUCCGUGUGUUCGUGGUUUGAUCAUGUCGGGCAGAAAGCCCCGGUAUGUGGCGAACCCCCUGGAGUCUGCGAUCACCACCCCGAGCGAGAGGAUCCUGAAGGAAUGCCACAGUCUGUAUGUGGACAGCGAGAACGGUCUGGUGAAAAUUGCCAGCAGCCUCGGAGUCCGGCUCCUUCCUCCGAGAAAGAAGAUUAUCGUGAUGAUCAUGGGAAAUCACUCUGCAGGGAAGAGCUCCUUCAUUAACUGGUAUGUCGAAGAGCACAUUCAGAAAACCGGUGUGGCCAUUGAAACUCAGGGCUUUACCUUCAUCACCAGUGGUCGCAAGAGAGAGUCGCUGACGGGAAAUGCAACAUUACAUCUCUAUCCUCAUUUCCGACCUAUCCUUGAGUUCAAAGGUGUGAUGGACUACCUGUCUGCUGAGAUCUCCACCUCAAAGCAGAAGAAAUUCAGCCUGGUGACGUUCGUGGACACUCCUGGUUUGGUGGACGGGGACAUGAUCUACCCAUUUGAUGUCAACAGCACCAUCACCUGGUUGGGAGAACAGGCGGACCUGGUAUUCGUCUUCUUUGACCCGAUGGGUCAGGCGCUGUGCAAACGGACGCUCAACAUCGUGGAGAAGCUGAGCGACAAAUGUGGAGACAAGCUGUUGUUUUAUCUCAGCAAAGCAGACGAAGCUGGGAAGGAGACGGACAGACAGAGAGUAAUGAUGCAGAUUGUCCAGGAGCUGUGCCGCCGUCCAGGCCUCAAUAAAUGUGGUUUUGAGAUGCCGACGAUAUACAUCCCCAACCCACAGAAGCCAAGCAGGUGUGUGAACCAGAUUGACAGCGUUUGUCAAACGAUUGAGAAGACCAUCAACCAGGCUGUCCAGAAGACUUUAGAUCAGCUGGAGAAAGACUCUGACCUCAUUUGUUCGACCAUCACCAACAAACUGGAGCAGGACAGGACUGACGUGGCUUUCAACAGGAGUGUCCGUCUUCACUCAGUUCUGUGUUUGGCUUUGGGCUUUUUCCUGCCGUUCCUUUUCAUCCUUAGUUUCAUUGUAAGCACCUUCUCCAAGGAGCAACUGGACGACUUGCUGGGCGAAGGUCCGACUCAGACCGUUAUGGUCUUCACAGGCAUAGUGAUGUAUUUAUGGGAAUGGAUACCGGAGGACAAACAAGUAGUUUUUGUGAUCUCGUUUGGGGCUUUUUGCUACCUCCUGCUUUUCCUAGCAAAGUAUUUUGCAGGCCGAAGAAACAAGACUCUGACGAAGAAGGAGAAGAGGAAGAUGAUGGAGUACAUGGAUUAUAUCCAUGAUAUUGUCAAAACUAAAAAGGCUAAACUGUACGAGUGGUACCUGCAGCAGUGUGCAGCGGAACAGGACCUCUGAUGCCGCUGGUUUACAUCUGGAUGGUGGUGCUGCCUCAUGCUUUUUUUUAAUAAUCUUUUUUAUUUGUUUGUUUUUUUUUUGCAAAAAAGCAACUAAUUAGAUUUCAGCCUGACAUUGGUGGGUUAGUGUUAGGCUUAGUAGACAAUCACCAGGCCAGUCGUAGGUGGAACCUGAAAUGCAGCAGCCAUCACUGCCAACCUCUGUCAUCUCAGCAGCCGACGUGGAGAAGUGCCUUGUUUUUACUGCACACAGGACAAACUGUGAUUUUAGCUCUUGGGCAAAAGUAAUUUUCUCAGUGGGAGGAUUUGUUCCCCUUUUCUCUUAGAUUUUGUGAUACAAAUGCUCAAAAAUGUUUGCAAAAGGACUUUUCUCCAUUUCACAUAUUGACCCACCAGCAAAUACCUUGUAUUUUUUUAGUGUGAAAUACCCUGACUGACAUAUUACCUGAAUGUGUUUUCAUGCAUAUAGCUAUUUAACUGCAAUAAUCAGUGCCGCGAUUACACCCGGGCAUUACGAAUAGAUGUGAAGAAGCAGCAAACCUGCAAAAAAAAAAAAAAA